AUGGAGGCUCCACAGAAUCUGGGCUCAGUGCAGCUCAAGCAGCAGCCGAGGAAUGGCAGGAAUAGCGUCAUGCGCAUGCUAUGCGAUGCAUACGACGAGCAGCUCCAGGAAGACGUGUUCCUCGGCAAGCUGGAGAUCAAAAACACUUUCUACAACAUUCCAGUAUCUUCCUCGAUGACAGAGGGACCCGCGGCUCCCGACAGCAACUGGAAGUCGGCUCCUGCCGACUUGGUGCAGAGAACUUGGCGAACAAAGUUUCCCGAGAUGGAGGCUGCUCACAAUCGCGGGGAAUGCAAGCCCUGCGCAUACUUCCUGUACAAGCCAGAUGGAUGCAGGAACAGUGAAAACUGUCCGUACUGCCACCUGUGUCGCAAAGGUGAGAUCAAGCGCCGGAAGCGCCAACGGGCCAAGCAGUUCAAAGCUGCGGCAGCCUUGGAGGCCGGCCAAGUCGACGGGCACCAGGAUUGCUCAGACUGA
Symbiodinium natans is the source of this 477-nucleotide messenger RNA. The record is from the annotation of a GenBank genome assembly. NCBI's taxonomy places the organism in Eukaryota, Dinophyceae, Suessiales, Symbiodiniaceae.